This is a messenger RNA of Sinocyclocheilus grahami, 397 nucleotides long. It is a transcript of the gene ptmab, whose product is annotated as prothymosin alpha b. Gene Ontology annotation, cellular component: nucleus. Gene Ontology annotation, biological process: negative regulation of apoptotic process; positive regulation of transcription by RNA polymerase II. The transcript is spliced from 4 exons. Bases 114 to 365 code for a protein of 83 amino acids. The record is from RefSeq and is a predicted model, not a curated record. Gene Ontology annotation, molecular function: histone binding. Lineage: Eukaryota; Metazoa; Chordata; Actinopteri; Cypriniformes; Cyprinidae.
CAUCACAUGCCGUCGGCAUAAGAAAGCUUCAUUACAAUAGUGAUUGUCGGAGGAUACAAGCGGAAUAUUCUCGCUUUUUCCUGCGUUCUGAAUUUUGAUACGAAAUAUUAAUUAUGGCAGACACGAAGGUUGACUCCGCGACAGAAAUCUCCGCAAAGGACCUGAAGGAGAAGAAGCUCCUUGAGGAGAAGGAAAAUGGAAAAGAUGCCACUAAUGGAAAGGAGAAUGAAGAAAAUGGAGAGCCUGAAAUUGAUGAUGACGAGGAUGAUGAGGUGGAUGAGGAAGACGAAGAGGAAGGAGAGGGUGAUGAAGAUGAGGACGAGGAUGAAGAUGAUGACGAGCUAGGUGGAUUACGGCAGGGGUGAGAACGCGCUGAUCGGUCGGGGGCUUCAGGGCU